AUGGGGAGUAAUGAGGGGUAAUGGGGGGUAAUGAGGGGUGAUGAGGUUGUGGAGUGAUAAUGGGGGAAUAAUGGGAUCUAAUGGGGUAUGAAGGGGUAUAAUGGGAUGCAGUGGGAAAUGACGGGGUACGGUGCGAUAUAACGGGAGCUGACGGUGACACUGGGAUGUACUGGUCUAUACUGGGAUGUCAUGGUCCAUACUGGUCCGUACUGGUCCGUACUGGUCUGUAACGAUGUCCCCCCCAGACCCCGCUGUUGGUGGCGGCGGCGGCGGCGGCUCCCGCGGUGCUGCGGGAUCUGAUCGCGCUGGGCGCCGACCCCAACGCUGCGGAUCACGCGGGGCGCACGGCGCUGCACUUGGGCGCCGCCUACGGGCUGCCGACGGUACUGCAGGCUGUGAUGACGUCGGGGGUCCCUGUGAAUGUGGAGGCACGGAACUUUGAAGGUCAGACCCCGCUGCACUGCGCUGCCCUGGCCCACACUGCUGCGCUGCAGGGGGGGGGACCCCAAAAUCCCACCCCCCAAACCCGACUGCGCUGCGUCCAAAUCCUACUGAGUAUGGGGGCCGACCCUGCCAGCCAGGACUCCAAGAGCAGCCUGACCCCGCUGCACAUCGCCGUGCGGGGGGGGAACCUCAGCCUGGCUCAGCUCCUCCUGCGCCAGCCCGGGGGGGGGGCCCGCCUGGUCAACAUGCAGGCUCACGGCCACACCGCCCUGCACAUGGCUGCAGCGCUGCGGGGCGGCCAGCAGGAGGCGCUGUUGCGGCUGCUGCUGCGCUGGGGCGCCGAUCCGGCGCUGCCCAACCUGGAGCACCAACGGGCGCGGGCGCUGCUGCCGCGGGGGGGGCACGGAGAGCAGCUCCGCCUCCUCCUGAAGCGCCGCCGCUCCGCGCGCCGCCCCUCCGUGACAUCAUCACAGGGGACCCCUCAGCAGUGACGUCAUCACAGGGGACCCUCAGCCGUGACGUCAUCACCAGGGGACCCUCAGCCGUGACGUCAUCACAGGGGACCCUCAGCAGUGACGUCAUCAUGGGGGGAAAACCCCGACCCCCCCCCGCUGUCAUUUUUUGUUGAUUUCUGUGAAAUCGCUCAUUUAUGGGGGAGCAGAGGGGGCGGGGCUUAAUGUCCCUCCCACCCCCCCCCCCAAUCAGUUUCCAGGAAAUUAAUUAAUUUGAGCAGAGGACCCCAAAAAUUGGGGGGUGGAGGGGCACAUGGACCCCAUUGAAUAUUGGGGUGCAGCUCCUUUAAGACCCCCCACAGGGGGGACUACUGUGGCCCCCAAGCUCUUCCCCCUCCACGAGCUAAUUAUGCUAAGGGUAAUUAGCUUGAUUUCUGCAGGGCCCCAAUUUGGAGCCUUUUGGCCUCAUAUCAGGCAAUUUUUGGCCCCAAAAUGUGGAUUUUGUCCCCAGAUUGGGGUGGUUUUGCCCAAAGUCAGAGAUUUUGCCCCAAAAUGAGGGGAUUUGGCCCCAGUUUGGUGCAUUUUGCACCCAACUGUGUGGAGGUUGUCCAAAAAAUGGCAGUUUUGCCCCAAAUUGGGGAAUAUUGACCAAAAACAGCCGUGUGGAUUUAGCCCCAACUUGGGACAAUUGACCUAAAAUUGGAGAUUUUGCCCCAAAUCGGGGUAUUUGUCCCCAAAAUCGGUGGAUUUUGCCCCAAAAUUCACCUUUUCUGUCCCAAAAUGAGCAGGUUUUCCCCCAGAUUGGGGGAUACUGACUAGAAAUUGACACUUUUGCUCCAAAUUGGGAGACUCGACCCCAAAAUUGGUGAAUUUUGCUCCAAAUUUGGGAGGUUUUGACCCAGGUUGGUUUAUUGGACCAUCAAAACUGCUGGAUUUUGCCCCAGAAUUCAUAGUUUUUGCCCCAAAUUGGGGAAGCGUUCAGAAAUUACAUUUUGCCUCAAAUUGGGGGAUUUGUCCCCAAAACCUGUGUUUUGCCCCAAACGUGGGAGAUUUUGCCCCAAACUGGGGAAUAGUGACCAAAAAUUGGACAUUUUGCCCCAAAUUGGGGAUGUUGCCCCCCCCAGCGGUGCACUUUGCCCCCAGCGUCUCCCUGUUGUCCCAGAUGGGGGAGGUUGCCCAAAAUGGCUCAUUUUGUCCCCAGAAUUCAGAGUUUUGCCCAAAAUUGGGGAAUUUUGCCCCAAAAUUAAGGCUUUUGUCUCCAAACUUGGAGCUUUCUCCCCAAAGUGGAGGAAAAAUCCCCCCAAAGUGGAGAUUUUGCCCCAAAUUUUGGUGCGUUUGUCCAAAAAUGGGUGGUUUUGCCAACGACUGGGGGACUUUGCCCCAAAAUCGUGGAUUUGACCCAAAAUGAGUCUGGUUCAUUUUCUCAAAGCAGGAAAUAUGGCCCAAAAAGUUGAGAUUUUACCCCAAAAUUUGCGCUCCCCAUUUCCUCCCUGUCUCUCUCAGUACCCCCCAGCCCCCCCGCUCCCCAGUACAACCCAGUGCCUCCCAGUAUAACCCAGUUCCGUGCAGUGCCCCCCCAUUUCCUCCCAGUUCCCCCCCAGUGCUCCCAGUUUCCCCUCUGGGGGUCGGAAAGGGGAACUGAGAGCAGCACCUGCGCUGGGGGAGGGGCAGCGCCGCCCAGUAUCGCCCAGUAUAAACCAGUGCACCCCAUAGCUGGAUCCCCAACCCCAUAGCAGGGGCCUCAAUCCCAUACUGGUGAUCCCAGCCCCAUAGAUUGUCCCCAGCCCCACAGAAGUGUCCCCACAUCAGCACAGCACUCUUUAUUGGACGACAGAUCCUAAAGGUGACAAAUCCUAAACAAACCCUAAAGGUACCAAACCCCAAAA
Messenger RNA from Phasianus colchicus (ring-necked pheasant), 2782 nucleotides. Lineage: Eukaryota; Metazoa; Chordata; Aves; Galliformes; Phasianidae. The record is from RefSeq and is a predicted model, not a curated record.